AUGGAGGACAGUGAUGACAGUGAUGCAAAGCUCAGAGAAGAAAUAGAAGCUGAAUUGGAUAAAAUCAGCAUUUCUUCCUUGGAAAAUGAUGAGGUUGAAAAUGAUUCAGGAUCAGAAACUGAGAGUGACAAUAGUGAUACUGAUUUAGUUGAAUUGCCAGAGUCAGUUCUUCACUGUAUCAGCGUCAUAAAGAACAAGAGUAAAACUGCAGAAGAGCUCUUUCUUCAGGACUUAGAAGAUACUGAUGUCUUCAGUGAGUACACAAUAUAUGAUUUAGUUGAAUUGCCAGAGUCAGUUCUUCACUGUAUCAGCGUCAUAAAGAACAAGAGUAAAACUGCAGAAGAGCUCUUUCUUCAGGACUUAGAAGAUACUGAUGUCUUCAGCUGUAGCUAUGGCAGACUUUCUAACAGUCACAUGAAUUUGAGGACUGGAUCACCAGCUGAAUCAAAAGCAAAUUCUGAGCAGUUAAUGAAGAUAUUAUCUGUAAUAGAAAAGGAAGAAUUUAUGAGAAGUCUAACUCAUUCUGCCAUGUCUGAUUCUGCUCCUGAGCCUCUUGCUCUUGACACACCCAUGGAUGAAUAUAUUUUACCAGAUGAUGCCGAUUUGAGUUUUGGAUAUUUUGAAGUAGAAGAAAGAUGUAAAAAGUCUUUUGAAGCUUGGCAAGACAAACAGAAAGAACUGGAAGAAAAAGAUAAAGAAACUCUUGAAGCUCAGAGUGAUAUAGAAAAACAGAAAUUUCAAGAUGAUGAUGAAAAGAGACAUUGCUGGAUAAAACAGUUUGAAGUUGAAAAGGAAAAAUUAGAAACCCUCCAGAAGCAAGACCAGGACAAAAUGAAUGAUGAACUUCAUAAAGAAGAGAAAAUGUGGAAAGAAAAAUAUAGAGAGCAUGAGGAACUUAUUAGGAACUUGCAUUUACAAAUGGAAGAGGAAAGAGCAAGAUUAAGUGAGCUACAGGAAAAAGAAAAGGCACGCUUGCUAACACUGCAGCACAAUGCAGCUGUAAAAAUCCAAGCUAAAUACAGAGCGUCUGUAACUUACCAAAAAUACAGCCCAAUCAUAAGAGAACAAAUAGAAAAGAAGAGGAAAGAGCAGGAGUGGAAAGAGAAGGAAGCAAAGAUCAGACAAAUGGAGGAAGAGAGAAGACGAAGAAUUGAAGAGGAGCAGAAGAUUGAGGAGGGGAGAAAGAAGAAGAUGCUGGAGGAAAGGAGGAAGCGGGAAAGGGAAUACGAAGAGAAAAAGAGCAUCCUGAGACAAGAGCAAGAGGAGCAACGAAACAAGGAAAAGAUGAGACCCAGGGAAGAUGCCCGCCAACCGCUGAUCAUUACCUGCGCUUUAGAGAAAGGGGAAGGUCAUGCCAAGCGGCCAGCUGUCUCGAAUGUGUCAAAGAGUAAGGAUGCUAUAGCCGAAGAGUUAGUGAACACCAAUUCAAAGAAGCAAGAAGAUGUUUGCCCGGUUCAACAGUCAAGCAAGAAAGAAAAUGUCCGUAAACAGCUUACACUGAGAGAAUCAAUAGGAGUCAAAUUAAAACCAAGUCAGACCGUUUUGGCAGAAUUAAAAAUGAGUGAAAAAAAUGAAAACUUACCAAAAUUAAAAAUGAAUGAUAACUUACCAAAGAAACAAUGUUCAGAAAAAUCGGCUAACCAAGAAAUUAACUUUGAAAAUAUAGACCAAAAAAAUGAACUGAAAAGCUCAGACUUAAAAGAAAAUGUCAAUACACAGUGCCAGGGGCAAGAACUAAAGUCUCAAACCCAAAAAGAGCAAAAAGUGGAGCAUGCCACAAAGGAGAAUAUGAGACAAGAAACCCAAAUAAUGUUUGGAUACAAACCAGAAAUGAAUGAAGAGGACGACAAUGGAGCACCGGAGAUCAUCAAAGAUAAUCAAGAGAGACCGGCUGAAAAGAUAGAAAAAAAAGACAUAACAGAGCAAGGUGGAUCAUUGUAUGAGAACUGUUCUUCAGCUGCCUCCAUGCAAAAAGACCUACUAUUGUCGCUAAUAUUAGAAAAUCCUGAACCUGUAGAAAGAAAUGUAGCGCUAGAAGACAAAGAGAUUGAUUUAAAAUCUAAAAGAAUGGAGGAAAUUCCUAAAGACAAUGUGCUGAUUUGUGACCCUGUGGUUAUUAACUCAGAUGUCUGGGUGCAUACAGGAGACAAGACAAGCCAGCAAGGUGCUGUCUCAGGCAAACAGGCUUCCAGUGAAGAGGCUGGCAGUCACAGUGUUAAUAGUCCCUUAGUCACUGAAGAAGGGGACUCUCCUAAAUCUGAGAUUAAAGACAUUCCACAACAAUGGAAGCAAACUAAGGCUGAAAGUGACAGUGUCCUGGCCUGCUGUGCUUCACAGAUAAGUGUUUCAUCUUCAGUUGAGGAGAAAAGACUAGCUUGGAUAAAGUCAUUUAAACCUUGGUCUGAAGUCUUUGAGCAAAAUCAACUCAAGAAAACCAUUAAAAAAAAGAGACUUAUGAAGUGUCCAGCAAAUACAAAGCCUCCUUUGGAUACAUCAGCCAUUCUCCAGCAUGGCCCUUGGAAUACUUUAGAGCAGGUCACAGCCAUUACAUUUCAGGAUUUGCCCGGCUGCAGCCUCUCUACACUGGCAGAGUGCACGAAUCUUCAGCUUCUGUCCCUCCAACGCUGUGGAUUAACUUCCUUGCACGGCCUGAACCACUGCAAAAACCUCAAGUAUAUCGAUGCACAGGAAAACCAAAUUGAGAGCGUCAACUGUGAAAAUUUGGAAAAUCUCUGUGUUGUUCUUCUUAAUAAAAACCUGCUGACUUCUAUUCAUGGUUUGGAUGGAUGCACUAAUAUUCAAAUUCUUGAAGUUUCACAUAACAAAAUCACUCGAAUCAGACCAAGGUACCUCUCCGCCCCUUCACCCCUGUUUCUAGGCUGGGCAAGGUAUCUCUCUGUACAGAAUAGUUUAACAACAAUUAUACCACUGUUUCAUUUUGUGUCUUUGAAAAAACUAGAUGUCAGCAAUAACUGUCUUUCUGAUCUUUCAAGUGUCAUGUGUUGGUUCAAUGCGUGCUACUCUCUCCAAGAGCUUUGUCUCACUGGAAACCCAGUACUUCAGGAAAUCAACUGGAGGUAUUCUAUACUUAAACUCCUACCUGCUCUGAGAAUGCUCAAUGGUGACAUGCUAAACUCUCACUCUGUUGCCCAUGUUGAAGAGCACUUUCAUCAAGACCUAGCAUGUUUCUUGGCCUUUUGUCAGUACCAACUUCAAGAGAUCAACUUAUUAGCAGAAAAGUAUACCACACAGAAGGGGGACAUUCUGACUUUGCAUGCUGCAGACAAACUGUGUCACUACUAUAGGAACUUAAUGAAACUCAGUAAUGAAUGCAGACGUGCACAUGAACUUGGGGAUGUUGCUAUCAUCAAGAGGGCUGAACCAGAAACCGAGAAAAACCAUCCAGCCCUUUCAAACCCCAAUAGCACACUGCAAAACAAAGUCUUCCAUUCCUGGACUGACAAAUAUGAAGCAGAUCCACCAAAUACUUCUGAUAACCUGAUGGACUCUGGCUACAGACCUCCCUCAUUAACCUGUGAAGAACCUGAAGGAAGAAAUCAGGAGAAAAACAUGACACACAGCAGGAUAAGUAGUCCCUCCACCAGAAGAGCCUCAUGCAUAGAAAUGAAGAUGGCAAAUUCUCCAAUGAGUAAUCCUCAAAGUACUGAACACAGUGAAAAAAAUAAGGCAGCUGUGUUAAUACAAUCCCAAUGGCGUAGUUACAUUGCAGGCAGACAGGUUGCUUUCGCUGCAAAAAUGAAUCCUACCACCGAAGAACCCCAGCAUAAUCCCUUCAACAAUAGCCGGACUACUUCAAAUAAAGAAAGAAGAAAAAAUAUUGUGAAUGACCAAGAACAGAGGGAGAAGGCUGCUCUUCAUAUCCAGGCAGUUUGGAAGGGCUUUAUUUUACGAAAGAAACUGGCGACGGCCCUGGAGGCUAUCAGGGAUGAAGAAUCUGGAGAGGAAUAUGAAGAAAUAGAUUUAGAGGAUUUUGAAUAUGAUGAGGAUGCCUUGGAGAAAGACUGGCCAGUUUUAGAUUCCACCGGCUUCCCUUCACAAACACUGCCUCUCUCCAACCAGCUGCCCUGGCCAAAGAACGCUCGGACUUUGAAACAUGAUGAAACUUCCCUUAGUGUGCCAACUCAUCCAGCUCAGGCAUGGCUAUGCAAUGAGAAAGAAAAUUUGUUUUCAUCCGAACACACACAGUUAAGUAGCAGAUCAGAAAACAGAACUUUGUCCUGGACAUCUGAAUCAAACACAAGUAGGAAGAGUUUACUGCAAUCUGAAAAAGAAGAAAAAAUUUCAGAAGAAUGGGGCUUUAAGGAUAUUUCUACAGCUCAGCAGAUGCUAAAGAGAGCACAGAAAAUGAAAUCAAAAAAAUUAAGGAAAAAAUUAGAACCCUCUGUUCGACUAGCAAUAUUCAGAAAACACAAAAGUGACAUUUCUGUUACUAAGUCAUCAAAGAGGACACAGCUCAAGAGAGAUGAUUACUUUGAAGUACACAUUUCUUCCCAAGAUGAGGAGGAAGACGCUGUCUGCAAGCCGAUCACUGUGAAUGAAAAGUUAGAAAAGACGAGUGAGUACACCUACCAGUGGCUUCAUACACAAGUUGUCUUUCCAGAAACAACUAGUUCCAGAGCCCUGAAAUGCAAUCACUUUUUGCCUGAGUUAGAUCCAGAUGUACUUAAUGGUGGAAGAGUUCAACUUGUGGCAAGACUUGUAAGCAGAGAAGACACGGAUUUAGACCUUUUUUCCAUGACCAGUGGAAGUGCUUUGUCUGUGAACAGAGAUAAAAAAAGCCAGGCACACAGAUUCUCAUCGGGAUCCUCAAGUAAGCUAUGGUUUCCUUCAGAAUUAAUUUAG
Messenger RNA from Cricetulus griseus (Chinese hamster), 4863 nucleotides. NCBI's taxonomy places the organism in Eukaryota, Metazoa, Chordata, Mammalia, Rodentia, Cricetidae. The record is from RefSeq and is a predicted model, not a curated record.